GGAGAUCUUGUUUUGUUGUGCCGUUGAGUCACCACCCUGUCAUUUGACAGAUGAGUUUGAUAGGAGCUAGCUUACCACCCGAAUCAUCAUAAUAAUACAUGAUCACUCAACACCAUUCAUCAGUCAAAACCACUGAGCAACACUCUACCUUUCUGCCAAGAGAAACAAAAUGGAGUUCGAGAAGAUCAAGGUCGCCAAUCCCAUCGUUGAGAUGGACGGAGAUGAGAUGACUCGAGUUUUCUGGAAAUCAAUUAAGGAUAAGCUUAUUUUCCCCUUUUUGGAUCUGGACAUCAAGUACUUUGACCUUGGUCUUCCUCAUCGUGAUGCCACUAAUGAUAAAGUUACUGUUGAAAGUGCAGAGGCAACUCUUAGGUACAAUGUAGCAAUCAAAUGCGCCACUGUUUCAACAGAUGCCAAUCGCAUGAAGGAGUAUAACUUAAAGCAACUGUGGAGGAGUCCCAAUGUGACUAUUAGGAACAUUUUGAAUGGUACUGUUUUCAGAGAACCGAUUCUUUGCAAGAACGUUCCUCGCCUUAUCCCAGGCUGGACAAAGGCAAUAUGCAUUGGAAGACAUGCUUUCGGUGAUCAAUAUCGAUCAAUUGAUUUAGUCAUAAAAGGACCUGGGAAACUGAAAUUGCUUUUUGUUCCAGAAGGAAAGGAUGAGAAGACUGAACUGGAUGUAUACAACUUUACAGGGGAAGGGGGAGUUGCACUUGCCAUGUGCAACGUUGAUGAGUCAAUCCGUGCUUUUGCAGAGGCUUCUAUGACCACAGCUUAUGAGAAAAAGUGGCCUCUUUAUCUUAGCACAAAAAAUACUGUUCUUAAGAAGUACGAUGGAAGAUUCAAGGACAUAUUUCAAGAAGUAUAUGAAGCCCAGUGGAAAUCUAAGUAUGAAGCUGCUGGCAUAUGGUAUGAACAUCGUCUCAUUGAUGAUAUGGUGGCUUAUGCACUUAAAAGCGAAGGUGGUUUUGUUUGGGCAUGCAAGAAUUAUGAUGGAGAUGUACAAAGUGAUUUCUUAGCCCAAGGUUUUGGAUCUCUUGGAUUGAUGACUUCAGUACUGGUGUGCCCAGAUGGAAAGACUAUAGAAGCUGAAGCCGCCCAUGGUACAAUUACUCGCCAUUAUAGAAUCCACCAAAAAGGAGGUGAAACCAGCACAAACAGCAUAGCUUCUAUUUUUGCUUGGACAAGAGGGCUUGCACACAGGGCAAAGUUGGAUGACAAUGCUAAACUGUUGGAUUUCACUCAGAAGCUGGAAGCAGCUUGUAUUGGAACUGUGGAAUCUGGGAAAAUGACCAAGGAUCUUGCGCUAAAUAUUCAUGGACCUAAGGUUGCUAGGAACCACUACUUGAACACGGAAGUGUUCAUUGAUGCCGUCGCAGCAGAACUGAGAGCAAAGCUUUCUUGAAAGCAUUGUGGGAGCACUUGCAGAUUUGAUUCUAUGCCUCGAAACUAAUAUCUUUCUGUUUUGUGCUUCAUUCCUGGUGUUCUGAGUAUUAGCAGCCAUAACUUGUGUAAAGUAAUGUCAGCUAAAACCAGUCUUUUAGGGUGGCAAAUUAACACAUGCAUUUCAUUAUAAAUGUCAGUUGUCAUUUAGUAUUUUUGUUUCUCUCAUUUCCUUGUGAUUUUCCUUUUCAUUUAUUUCAUUAUUUUGCCAGUUACAUUUCUUCAUUUGUUGAACUUAACGAGUUGUGAGUUUUGUUUCAUGGUCGGGCAACUGUGCCAUUCACCUUUCCUCAUACCAUAAACAA
Molecule: messenger RNA, 1748 nt
Organism: Rosa rugosa (rugosa rose)
Lineage: Eukaryota; Viridiplantae; Streptophyta; Magnoliopsida; Rosales; Rosaceae
Product: isocitrate dehydrogenase [NADP]-like
Exons: 15
Coding region: 170-1405 (411 amino acids)
Biological process (GO): isocitrate metabolic process
Cellular component (GO): mitochondrion
Molecular function (GO): magnesium ion binding; isocitrate dehydrogenase (NADP+) activity; NAD binding
Source: RefSeq, a predicted model, not a curated record